Molecule: messenger RNA, 624 nt
Organism: Fusarium coffeatum
Lineage: Eukaryota; Fungi; Ascomycota; Sordariomycetes; Hypocreales; Nectriaceae
Exons: 1
Coding region: 1-624 (207 amino acids)
Source: RefSeq, a predicted model, not a curated record
AUGCCACCUCCUUCACCAUCACCACCACUCUCUUACACAACACCCCCUUCUCUCAAUGCCUUCUUCUGUAAACCAGCCGAGUUCAGGUCGACACACCCUCCAAUCCAACAUCUCAUCGCCGGCGCUCUAGUCACCAACCCCCAAGGCCAAAUUCUCCUUCUCCGCCGCGCAGCACACGACUCAUGGCCUCUCCUGUGGGAAGUCCCCGGCGGCUGCGUCGACGAAGACGACACUGAUCUCAUCGCCGGUGCCGUCCGCGAACUCUGGGAAGAAGCCGGUUUGCGCGCCAAAACAGUAAAAGGCAUCGUGGGUAUAGCACCCAUCACCGAACCCAUGCCUGAUGAUCCGUUGGAGAAAGAUUUGGAAGUUCUGUACGACAUGCUUGUAUUUCGAGCUCAUGAUGGAGUUUGGGGCAAGUUAACUAUUUGGGUGGAUGUGGAGAGUUACGAGGACGUUAAGAUCGAUGAGGAUGAGCAUGUUGAGUUUGCGUGGGUGACAAAGGAGGAGGCGUUAAAGAAUCGGUUCAAGGAUGGGAGGGAGUUGCAUUUUGUGAGUAAAGGAGUUAAGAGGAAUGUCCUUGAGGGGUUCCGAUUGUGGGAGCAGGAAAGUCAAAGGAGUAGCUGA